Messenger RNA from Pieris rapae (cabbage white), 1614 nucleotides. RefSeq names its product sugar transporter ERD6-like 6. Gene Ontology annotation, biological process: transmembrane transport. Gene Ontology annotation, molecular function: transmembrane transporter activity. Gene Ontology annotation, cellular component: membrane. The coding region runs from base 105 to 1544 and encodes 479 amino acids. The record is from RefSeq and is a predicted model, not a curated record. The transcript has 3 exons. Lineage: Eukaryota; Metazoa; Arthropoda; Insecta; Lepidoptera; Pieridae.
CGUCCACUUAAAACCUCGCAAUGCUGUACGCUGUUGUUCAACGCUCAGCGAAUUAUUUUAGUUAUUAUUGAGACGUGGUACUUGUAAGUGUUUUUCAAUUAGCCAUGACGAAAAAAUCUAAUCAUGUUACAAAUAAAAUUCAACUGAUUCUGCUUAUAGCUGGGAUGACAUGUUGCUGUAUAUCCGACGGUUUCAUCUUCGGUCAAAUGUCAGGAAUGACAGAUGCCUUACGAGCUUCUAACAGUACGAUACCGUUAACAGAUGAUGACAUAUCUUGGAUAGCAUCCACAAUCAACGUAACCUGCGUAGUCGGAUUCUUGGUAGUGGGUAUUCUGGCCAAACUUCUGGGUCGAAGAGCAUCAAUAUCAACGCUUAGCACUCCACUAUUAAUAUGCUGGAUCAUUCUUUACUUCGUGGGGGACAAAAUUCUUCUUUUAUGCACCAGAGUCAUAGUCGGAGUCACUUAUGGAGGAGUUGCAAUGCUUGUCUCUGUGUGCAUUGUGGAAUAUUUAGAUCCAAACGUGCGACAAUAUGCUUUUUCGUUUAUUUCCAGUGUUGGAUCUCAGGUGGGCGUAACAAUGGGACAUGUACUAUGCCUUCUUAUCGAUUGGAGAUAUGUUGCGUUAGUAGGAUUGGUACCAACAGGGAUAUCUUGCUUGAUUCCUUUAUUUUGGACCGAAAGUCCGUCCUGGCUGGCGACACACGGAAGAUUUGAAGAGUCUGAAGAGGCUUUCUGGAAAUUACACGCUCAAAAUGAAAUAAGAGAAUCUGAGCUUCGGCAACUAAUCACGCACGAAAAACAAAAGAAAAGAGAGUUUCUGAUGCAGAGUAAUACGAAUAGUGCGUUUGUAAAAUUUUUGUUUGCAUGUAAAGAGGUAUAUUACUGGCGAAUCAUUGUUAUUGGUGUUAUUAUAGGAGCUUAUAGAGCUGCGGCUGGUCGUAUUUUGCUAUUUACAUUAGCCUUAACAAUGAUACAAGAAAUAACAGGAGAUAGCGAUAUUUUGUUAUAUACAAUAGUCGUCGACGGGUUUGGGAUAUUUGGCGCAGCAGUAUCAUGCUUUUUGGUAAAGAGAUUUCCGAUGAGAAGUCUUUUGCUCGUUUCUGGGACUAUAGCAAAUAUUUUACUGUUGUUAGUGAGUGCAUCAUUAUACUUUGUGCCAAAUGAAGAAUGGUAUCCUUGGAUAAAAAUUCUUCUGAUAGCAUGUUAUUGUAUAAUCAUUAAUGCCGGCCCAUACCCCGUCUUGGACAUAGUGCUGGCUGAAAUACAUCCUUUGGAUAUAAAAGAAUUUAGUAUUUUUCUAAUUGGAGGUUUGGGCGGGACAAUACAAUUUUUAUGGAUCAAACUAGCGGGAACAAUGUUUGAUAAUAUAGGCUAUUCUGGAACUUUUCUUUUUAAUUGUGUUGUUGUUUUCGUUUGUAUACUUUAUAUGUGGAGGUAUAUGCCCGAAACUAAAAGUAAAACAUUACAAAAUGUCGAAUUAUUCUUCAGGACAGGUAAAUUCGAUCACAUAAAUAAUAAUGAACGUCUUCGCGAAUUGUUAUAAUUGCUAAGCUGUUUACAAUACUUCUUUUAGUUAUUGUAUAUAUAUAUAGUAUAAGAAAAGAUUUUAAAAU